CUUAUUUAUUAUGUAGAUACCUAAUACUCAAACCAUGCCAACUAAUAGGCAAUUCCCACUGUUUAAUUCACAAGUUCAAUAAAACUUUAGCCUCCUAAUCAUUCUCUGUUACAUUCAGUAACCUAGUUUUCUGUAAUCUGAUAAACAAAUUUUGAAGCUCCGUGUACAUAACAUAUCAAAUUUUAGUUUAUUGUACGAGGCUUAUUAAGCUACAUGUAAGGGUGCGCGCCCACGGGCGACAAAGUUGCUCGGCGUAUUUGUAUGAAAAGUUGCGUCGCUUCGUGUGCCCACUUUCAUACUAGCCCAUAGACCGAUGAUGUGAGCGACAAAAAAGUCGCUGCCAAAAGAUGCCCGUGAGCGCGCUCUCUAAAACAACUGAAGCCGCGAUCUACACUUACGUAUGAUCAAACAUCAAACUAGAUGCAUCAGCAGCAACGCAAGUCUGCUUUUACCUACAAUUGGUUAAGAAGAAAUGACCCAAUAAAAUUAUGAGUGUUAACCAAAGGAUAUAAUACUCACUAGGAGGUGUUAACUAUAAGUACGGGUUAGUGCUCGUAUUUAGGCUGGACCAAGAAUUUGACCAUGUAACCUACUCAAUAGUUAUAAAGCACGAGAUGGAUUUGCCCUUGAUCUGCCCUCGCUGGAGCACUUGGUUAAUUAUUGGGCACUUGCAAACGGAUCCAAUGUCUAUUAAGCCCUUAAAGUACGCUCCAUGUGCAAGCACUAACAUGUCAAAAUGUUCACAUUGCCUAGUCUGUGGUAGAAUUGGACAGCUGUCACUGUCAGCUAUUCUGCGGAUGGAACGCAGCACGGUUUGCGUUGAACAAAUUUUCUUUGUUUAUGUACGACGUAAUCGUUCUAUACAAAAAACGCGAGUGACUCACCGUAACAAGUAACAACACAAUUGAAUAAAACAGAUUCUAUAGGGAAAUGAACGGACCUAGUUUUAAUUAAACUGAUUACAAGUCAUUGUGAUCAGUAUCCAUCUUAGGUUCUUAAUACGCGAAUUUGGUGUUAAUUUAAACACCUAGAUGAUAAGUGGAGCACGGAAUGUUAUUAUAAAUUAACGAUGUCUUUGGAUAUAGAAGAAAGUCCUAUAAUUAACUCGGACAUUGACGAAAAUGUGACCAGCAGCAGCAGAAACCUGAUUGUGGAAGAUCGAGAAGAAACAACAGGAUGGAUCAAAAGCCGCACAGUUCUCGGCAUCAUGGGCUUCCUGGGGUUCGCCAAUGUGUAUGCCAUGCGAGUCAACCUCUCGGUGGCUAUAGUGGCUAUGAUCAACGCCACAGCCCCAGUUCCAUCAACAAACGACUCCACGUUAGAUGUCUGCCCGACUGGAAUACCCGAUAAUAGUACAGUACCAGUGAAAACUGGUGAUUUUAAUUGGACUGCUGAACAGCAGAGUAUAAUUCUAGGCUCGUUUUUCUAUGGAUAUGUGCUGACACAGGUCCCCGGAGGUCGAAUAGCCGAGCUAUUCGGCGGUAAACUAGUAUACGGCAUAGGCGUCCUACUAACCGCCAUAUUCACCAUCCUUAGCCCAAUUGCAGCAUACACAGACUUUAAGUUCUUUAUAGCCGUGAGGGCUUUAGAGGGAUUGGGCGAAGGCGUGACAUAUCCAGCCAUGCACGCUAUGCUCGCUCGGUGGAUACCCCCGUUGGAAAGGUCGAAGUUUGCAGCCUAUGUAUACGCAGGAUCAAACUUUGGUACAGUGAUCUCACUGCCCAUAUCCGGAUGGCUUUGCACCCUGAACUGGGGAGGCGGUUGGCCGCUCUGCUUCUAUCUGUUCGGAGGGCUGGGAGUGAUCUGGUUCAUCGGGUGGCUGUUUCUGGUGUAUGACUCCCCGCAGUGCCAUCCUAGGAUAUGUCCGAAGGAGAUUGAGUAUAUUACUCAGAGUAUUGGACCGCAGGAAGACAAACGUGGCAUGGCCAUACCGUGGAUGAAGUUCCUGACGUGUGUUCCUCUGUGGGCCAUCCUGAUCGCCCAGUGCGGGCAGUCCUGGCUGUUUUACACGCAGUUGACCGAGCUGCCGAGUUAUAUGAACAAUAUACUGCACUUUGACAUAGUUUCAAAUGCGAGACUAUCAGCGAUCCCAUACUUCACGGCCUGGAUUGCCGGUAUCAUUAUCAGCAUCUUCGCCGACUGGCUGUUGGCGAAGGGAUUCAUCUCGCGGCUCAACAGUAUGAAACUGUGGAACACAGUCGCGGCGUUCAUCCCUGCGUUCGGGCUGUUGGGCAUCGCGUGGGCGGGCUGCGACCGCACCGCUGUCAUGCUGUUACUGAGCAUCACCUCUGCCUUUGGAGGCGCAGUUUACGCCGGUAACCAGAUGAACCACAUUGACCUGUCGCCUCAGUUCGCGGGCACGAUGUAUGGCAUCACCAAUGCUGCGAGUAACCUGUGUGGUUUCCUAGCGCCUUAUGCCAUCGGCCGCAUCAUUAGUAGUGACCAGCAAACGCUGGGCCAGUGGCGAGAAGUGUUCUACUUGGCUGCGGCCAUUGACCUCGGAGCCAAUCUUUUCUACUUGUUCUUCGCUAGCACUGAGGAACAGGACUGGUCGCUGCCAGAAAGCGACGACAUGACCGCCUCGGCGCCGGUCGAGAGCAUCAUGUACCCCGAGUCCUAGGGCCUCGCCGCCUUCCGCGCCGGCGACGCGCAGGUGACACUCUGUGCGUACACUUAGCACUUCACACUAGAGGUUAACCUUGCAACACCGAUUUAAAGAAUGGUACAGUCGAGUUCACAAAUAUGUGUAUAGUAUGAUUUUUUUGAGAUGGUUUUUUGGCUUUUGCCGUAAUCUGUUAAACAAAAGCCUUUGUUUCUAUUAUUCACGGCGGCUAGCUCCCGUCUCUAGCGCACGCGCUGUAGUUUCAGUGUAGUUAAAAAGCAAAUAUCAUGAUUAGUAAUAAGGUUAAAAUCCAUAAAAAGCCCUUUCGGAGAACGCGUUUUGUCAUCUUCAAAAAAAGUUACCUGCAUACUGUAAACUGUUUCAUAAAUUUGUACC
This is a messenger RNA of Leguminivora glycinivorella, 2998 nucleotides long. Its product is annotated as putative inorganic phosphate cotransporter. Gene Ontology annotation, biological process: monoatomic anion transport; transmembrane transport. The coding region runs from base 1070 to 2620 and encodes 516 amino acids. The transcript has 11 exons. Gene Ontology annotation, molecular function: transmembrane transporter activity. Lineage: Eukaryota; Metazoa; Arthropoda; Insecta; Lepidoptera; Tortricidae. The record is from RefSeq and is a predicted model, not a curated record.